Acanthoscelides obtectus is the source of this 3830-nucleotide messenger RNA. NCBI's taxonomy places the organism in Eukaryota, Metazoa, Arthropoda, Insecta, Coleoptera, Chrysomelidae. The record is from the annotation of a GenBank genome assembly.
UUGGCAGUUUGCGUUUUCACCUCGCAGGUUGUUGAUUGUAAUAAUUCGUUUUUCUGUUGUUUCAGAUAGAACAAAAUGGCUGUAAUAGUAGACUUAAUGCAAACUGUAAAUAACUUCUUGAACAAACACCAAGAUCAAAGGACCGCAAACUGGUUCUUAAUGUCAAGUCCUUUUUAUACGUUAGGAGUAUGUUUAUUAUACGUAAUAUUUGUAAAGAUAAUAGGACCAAAGUUAAUGGAAAAUAGGAAACCAUUCAAAUUGCAAAAUACGCUUGUAUAUUACAACCUGUUCCAGGUAUUAUUCAGUACAUGGUUGUUUUAUGAGAUUGGAAUGGGCGGAUGGUUCACAGGAGAAUACAGCUUUAGGUGUCAACCGGUAGACUAUUCGAAUAAGCCGAGUACGUUAAGGAUGGUGCGAGCCUCAUGGUGGUAUUUCUUUUCAAAAUUCACAGAAUUCUUCGAUACGAUAUUCUUUGUGCUGAGGAAGAAAAAUCAGCAAAUUACAACACUUCACGUCAUCCAUCAUGGUGUGAUGCCCAUGUCAGUAUGGUUUGGAGUUAAAUUUACUCCAGGUGGCCAUAGUACAUUCUUCGGUUUCCUUAACACGUUUGUCCACAUCAUCAUGUACACCUACUAUAUGUUAAGUGCGAUGGGACCUGAAGUUCAAAAGUACCUGUGGUGGAAGAAGUACAUCACUACAUUGCAAAUGAUCCAGUUCGUCGCCAUCAUGGUCCACGCUUUUCAACUCCUCUUCACCGAAUGCAACUACCCUCGCGCGUUCGUCUGGUGGAUCGGUAUGCACGCAGUCAUGUUCUUCUUCCUCUUCAAAGAGUUCUACAAUGAGGCUUACAUCAGGAAGAAGCAAGCUGCGGCUGCGGCAGCUCUGAAGCUCGCCCGGACCGGAAACGGCGUCUGCCAAAAUGGCGACGCGAAGUUACAAAAUGGCGACGCGAAGCUACAAAAUGGCGCCAUAAAGCUACAAAAUGGCGUCAAUGGAUACGCGAAAGCGCCUGCGCAGAACGGAUCAGCUGUCACCAGUGUCAACGAUUAUUAUGUAAACGGAGUCAAUCAGAGGAUAAAAGAGGAAUGAUGCGGUUAUAGUUUCUAUGAAAUUGAGACUUUUUUAUAUAGUGAUUUAGUGUUGGGACAUUAUUUAUUUUGUUUCUAGCAAUUUGCUCAAUUUUUAUAAGCCUGUUACUGUCUUCGGCGGUUUGUGGAUGAGGAAAAUGGGUAUAGUGUAGGAGUUAGUCUCCUUUGGAUAACAAGAACUGUAGAUCAAUUUGAAAUGAUAUUGGAAUGGCCAUAAUGCUAUUUUUGACUUUUGACGAUUUAUUACUACUGUUGUAUCGUCUUCUGUUUUCCAAUUUUGUUAGUUCUGUGGAUCCUACAUUAGAGUGAUAUUUUUACUAUACAGAGUUGUACAAAAGUCACUCUUCAAUAUUACAUACGGUAAAAAAUAUUGUGCAAAACCCCAGCGCUAUUUCUUUUGGAACAUACAGAUUGGGGCAUGAAAAAAGACCGAGAGAUAUUGACUUGCCAUUAAAUGUUGAAUUGAUGAACCGAGAAGAACAUUCUAGUAACAUAAAAAUCGGUGAUAGGCCCUUUUGCUUUUAUUUAAGCCCUCAAGGCAUUUUGGGAUUGUCUAUUCUUUGAGAUCCAUAAGUUCUGGUCUAACAGUUCAGAAGCCUUACGGAAAUUACCUUUCUUGACAACGGACACUGGCCUCCCAAUGUCUAGAGUGGCUCCAUUUCAAGGAGUUUAGAUCUCCGAACAAUAUAUUAGAUUUUAUACAAAAGACGGCAAUUCAAUUAUUAAAUGAAAUCAGUCUUUGUACAACUCUGUACUUCCUAAUAUUGCCAUAACAUAACAUGCUGUUCUUUGUAACCAUUUUACAAUUUCAUCCCAUACAGUUUCUUAUUCUUGAUCUUCCUGGACUUGAGGGCGUUAUAGAUGUCGCGCAAUGUGCUUUUUAUGAACUCUGCAAAUGAAAUCAGUCAAUUCCGACAUUGAACGUCAGCUCGGGCUAGUACAUACAGCACAUUCAGUGUCAAAAAUGACAAAAUCCCAGCGAGAUCUGAUUACAUUUGGUUUUUAGACACUGAAUGGACUUUAUAUGAGCGUUGUGGUAUUGAAUAUAUAAAAGUUUACUGUCGCGUAGCGUAACUAGCGGGUAACAGUAGUCAGUUUACUUAUAUGGUGCUAGUCAGAUCUCCACGUUAGGGCCUGCGUCCACAUGUCCGCAUCGCACAUAACAGUGCAAUGCAGACCUAUGGACACGUACAAUUAAUAUCCAACAUACGAUCAUGUGGAUUGUAGAUAAAGAUAUUACUUGGUGGAAUAAGUAUGCAGACAGUCGUGGUGCACAUCUAAAUUAUUACACUUUAAAUUCAAAAAGGGGCCUUUCAUCUGUACAAGUUAUGCAGUCAAUUAUAUAUUUUUAGAAUAUAUGAAAAGUGGUUUAGUAUAGAUAUCUCUUUUGGAGAUACCAAAAGUGUGCAGCAGUCAUUCAUUAAUAAAUAUUAAUUCUUGUCUGAUGUGACACGUUGACAAGUACAACAUUUCCUUUACAUAUUUUCCAAUAAACAAAAGUUAGAUCCUUAUCUUUGACAGAAUAAGCCUUAAUAGAAUCUUUGACCUUUGACGCCUAGUUACGCUGUUAACACUUUGGACAUAUUGUUUUGUAUAUAUCUUUUAUUUUUUAAUUCAGUAUUAAAUUUACAGUGCCAUUUCAAGCUUUUAAACAAUAGGAACAAUACAAGUGUUCAGUACUCUUUCUGCAUCACAGACAACAUUUGUUAUGCACAUAAAUAUUAUGUCAUAUUUAACUAUUGAGAAGGUAUAUAGUCUGGUUCAUAGUGAGUUAGGUUACAGAUAGUCCAUGCACAAUAUAUUUUUGGAACAAAAAGAAAUGCACUGAAACUUUAUUACUUCUUAUUAAAAAAAUCUAGUCCAUCGAAACGAUUGAAUUUCCAGUCUAACAUAGCAUUUUCAAACGUUUCUACUGGAACCUUCGGUAUUCGACCCUCACUGCACUUAUAUUGUUGAAUAUUUUUUGUCUUUUGAAAAAAUAUGAACAAAUAUUCAAAACGAUCAAAACAAGCCAUUUUCUAAAAUAUCAUCUCUUAUUUUAAAAAUAGUUUUAAUAAAUUACCUCGAAAUUCUUUGGUACUUUGAAGUUUUGGGAGGCUUACAUCUCUACUGAUAUUUUUGCUAUGAGUAUAAGUUUGCUGCAAAAAUAUGCUUUUACCUUCAGGAGACUUUCAUUUGUCGUUUAGAAGCAAAAGUGUAGCAAUGACCACACGCAUUUGGGAACUUUUCGCAGACACACACUCUCACAGAAAAUAGUAGUCUUUUUAACAACAUACCUAAUUUCUGAAAUAGUAUUGAUAUAAUUUUGAACCGACAUAGUAUUUGUGAUUAUUCUUUGAAGCCAAUCAGUGCGAAGUUUUAAGCGUGCGCUGUUUUUGAGAUCAUUUAGCAUUUAAGUUAGAUUGUGUCUCCAUUUUGAAGAAUAGAUCAGUUGCCAUGUAAGUUCCACUAAAACAACCAGCCAUCAUAGUACCAACUCGCCCGUAAAAAUACGAGAAAACAUGCAACGCACGUGAUUUUGUUGAUGUAGAUGACAGUCUUCUCACGCGCUCGAAAUAUUUUUUUUGUUAUAUAUUUUUUAGCAUACAAAAAGAAUCUAGAGGUCUUGAAUGGUAUAAAAUAUUGUUGUCUACGGAUAUGGUUAAAAUUGUUGUAUGAUCUUUUAUAUCUUUUAGAUGAUAUAAUAUUGUUGUACUAAAUGUAUUUUUAUACUUAAUAUUAAUAAAAAAAUAUUAUAGUUAA